Molecule: messenger RNA, 2259 nt
Organism: Debaryomyces fabryi
Lineage: Eukaryota; Fungi; Ascomycota; Pichiomycetes; Serinales; Debaryomycetaceae
Product: putative tRNA 4-demethylwyosine synthase
Exons: 1
Coding region: 1-2259 (752 amino acids)
Biological process (GO): wybutosine biosynthetic process
Molecular function (GO): catalytic activity; FMN binding; 4 iron, 4 sulfur cluster binding
Source: RefSeq, a predicted model, not a curated record
AUGUCAUUAGGAAAUACUGUUCUUGCACUCUGUUGCAUAUUAUACUUACUUUCUGGCGGAAGAUGGUCCAUAGUUUUAGCAGUUGGUACUUUAUCUUUUUUGUACACUAAGAAUAAGCAGACUACUCAGGUUAUAACGAAGAGCAUAUCUGAAGAAAAAACAGUUAAAGAACAAAACAAUAAACCUUCACCUAUAUAUGCUGUUGACUUUACUUCAACUUCAUUUACUCCUGACGCCACCACACGUAUUCCUGAAAAUAAGUUAAGAAGCAUCAAGCCAGUUUCGUCAUUAAGACCAAGAGGUAGAAGAUCUCCGAAGAUUAUUAAAGCUAGUAAGCCAAUAACUAAUACCAGCGAACCGACUUUAACAAGAUCUGCCGUAAAUUUACUUGACUCACAGAUAUAUAUCUUUUAUACUACGUUGACAGGAUCAUCACAAAGAGUCGCUAAGGCAUUGUACGAAAAGCUCGAACACUUACCAAAUUUGACAAAUAAACCGAAAUUAUUAAGUCUUGAUGAUGAUGUUGAUGAUCUUGAGGAAUACUUUUUAAAGACACCUAAUGCAGAGAAAGACAAGAGCAUAUAUCUUUUGGUUUUGCCUUCGUAUGAAACCGAUUCGCCAAUUGAUUAUUUCUUGGAACACUUGAAAGAAACCUAUCAAGAUUUCAGAGUCGAUAAAUAUCCAAUGCGAUCACUUUUAGGAUUUGCUGUUUUAGGAUUGGGUGAUUCUGAAUCAUGGGCAGGUGAAAAGUUUUGUUAUCAAGCAAAAUUGGCGGAUAGAUGGAUGGGAAAAUUAGGUGGAAGAAGAUUGUAUCCUGUUGGAGAGGUUUGUAUGAAAUAUGAUGGUGAACCUAAGACAAAUACAUGGAUUCAAAGUUUUGCUUCUUUGUUAGCAGACGACGAACCAUUCUAUCUUGAUGCUAAUGAAGAAAUUGACGAUAGUGAUUAUGAAAAUGAUUCAGAUGGUGAAGAUGCAAACACAUUAGUUGAUGUGGAAGAUAUGGGUGACAUUAUUAAAAAGCAAGGUACAAAGGGUUUAUCCAGUCAAACCGAAGUGAAGCAAAUGGUUGCAAAGGAUUCUCCAACUUUCAAAUCAUUGACAAAGCAAGGUUAUACGAUCGUGGGAUCCCAUUCGGGUGUCAAAAUAUGUAGGUGGACUAAAAGUGCAUUGAGAGGAAGAGGAUCUUGUUACAAAUUUGCGUUUUACGGGAUCAAAUCUCAUUUGUGUAUGGAAACCACACCAUCAUUGGCUUGUUCAAAUAAGUGUGUGUUUUGCUGGCGUCAUGGGACUAAUCCUGUAGCAAAACUGAACUGGCGUUGGGAAUUAGACCCACCAGAAAAAGUUAUGGAAGGAGCAUUACAAGGACAUUAUCAAAAGAUUAAACAAAUGAGAGGUGUUCCAGGUAUUCAAAUGGAUAGAUUUGAAGAGGCUUUUAAAGUUAAACAUUGUGCAUUAUCCUUGGUUGGUGAACCUAUCUUUUACCCUUAUAUCAAUGAAUUUGUUGGAAUGUUACACGAACAACAUAUUUCAUCAUUUUUAGUCUGUAAUGCUCAGCACCCAGACCAACUUGCAAAAUUGAAUAGAGUUACCCAGUUAUACGUUAGUAUUGAUGCACCUACAAAGACAGAUUUAAAGAAAGUUGAUCGUCCAUUGAAUAGUGACUUCUGGGACAGGUUAAUGUCAUGUUUAGACAUUUUGCGCACUACUCAAUCUCAUCAACGUACCGUUUUCAGAUUGACUUUGGUUAAAGGUUUUAACAUGAACGAUAUCUCUAGUUAUGCUGAUAUGGUUAUAAGAGCACAACCUUCUCAAAUUGAAAUAAAAGGAGCUACUUUCUGUGGAUCCUCAAAUAGUAAUGGUAAUCCGUUAACCAUGCAAAAUAUCCCAUUUUAUGAAGAAUGUAAGCAAUUUGUUAUCAGUUUGUCAGAAGAUUUAAAAUCGAGAGGAUAUGAUUAUGAAAUAGCUGCAGAGCAUGCCCACUCAUGUUGUAUCUUAAUGGCUCACAAAAGAUUCUUCCGUAAUGGAAAAUGGCACACUCAUAUUGACUACCCUAAGUUUUUCGAAUUAUUAGAAAGUGGAGAAGAAUUCAAUGAUAUAGACUACAUCAGGGAGACUCCUGACUGGGCAGUUUGGGGUUCUGAAGAAGCUGGGUUUAAUCCUGUCGAUACUAAGUUUGACAGAAAGGCAGAAAAAAUGAAAAAUAGAUUGGAAAGAGAAGAAAAAGCUAAGAAGGUGCUUGAGCAACAAAAAAUUCACUAA